Penicillium argentinense is the source of this 1104-nucleotide messenger RNA. RefSeq lists its product as uncharacterized. Lineage: Eukaryota; Fungi; Ascomycota; Eurotiomycetes; Eurotiales; Aspergillaceae. Bases 1 to 1104 code for a protein of 367 amino acids. The record is from RefSeq and is a predicted model, not a curated record. The transcript has a single exon.
AUGGCAUCACAAGAAGUGUCCAAGAUAUUUGUCGUUGGCGGAACCGGUGCCCAGGGCAUACCCGUUGUCUCAAGACUAGUGUGUGAUAAAAAGUACCAAGUCAGAGUGCUGACUCGCUCCAAAACUUCCCCUCGUGCUAAACGCCUAGCAUCUCUUGGAAACGUCGAAUUCAUAGAAGGUACUUUUGCCAGUGAAUCCGAUCUACGUCAAGGCUACAGAGGUUGUGAUGGCGCGUUUAUCAAUAUUGAUGGGUUCAAUUGUGGCGAAAAAACUGAGACGUACUGGGCAAUUCGCGCUUACGAGCUUGCCCUUGAAGAAGGAAUCAAUUUUUUUGUCUACGGAAACUUGGAUUAUGGAUAUAAGAAGAGUGGAUAUGAUCCAAAGUUCCGCUGCGGACAUUACGAUGGAAAAGGACGAAUCGCUGAAUGGGUGCUUUUCCAAAACCAAAUCAACCAGGAUCGGAUGAAGGCCUCUAUUUUGACAUCUGGUCCUUAUAUCGAUAUGACUAUUGCGAACGGGACACCGAUGACUCCAACGGUGGAAGAUGGUAUCGUUACUUGGCGGGCGCCAUUAGGUGCAGGUGCUGUACCCCAUGUGUCGCUAGAGGAUUGCGGGUACUAUGCCCGAUGGCUAUUCGACAACAUCGACAAAGCAAAUGGAUUGGACUUGGAAGUCGCCAUUGAACAUCUACAUUAUGAGGACCUAGCCCGGGCUUUCGAAGCCGUCACAGGACAUUCGGCGCGCUUUAUUGAUGUGGAUCUGGACACAUACUGGACAACAGGGCCAAUGAGCAUGGCUGCGGAGCUGGGAAGUGGUUACAACUCCGAUCCCAGUGACCCGGCUUUCAUGACAAUUCGACAAAAUUUCACCGGAUUUUGGAAUCUGUGGAAACAUUCUGGCCAUAAUCAGGGGAUAAUCAAAAGAGACUAUAAGUUGCUUGAUGAGAUCCAUCCAAACAGGUUCAAGACUGCUGAACAGUGGUUUCGAGAGAUGAAUGCUCAGGGAAUCGAGGAUGGCAGUGGCUCUCUAUGGGAAAAGGUGCAGCCGGGGAAUCUGAAGCCGGUCUUGAAGAUGGCUGAGGAUGGGAUGCAGGGAAAGCUUUGA